Molecule: messenger RNA, 2094 nt
Organism: Galdieria sulphuraria
Lineage: Eukaryota; Rhodophyta; Bangiophyceae; Galdieriales; Galdieriaceae
Product: leukotriene-A4 hydrolase
Exons: 5
Coding region: 57-2015 (652 amino acids)
Biological process (GO): proteolysis
Cellular component (GO): cytosol
Molecular function (GO): zinc ion binding; metallopeptidase activity
Source: RefSeq, a predicted model, not a curated record
GAAGGGGUGCCGACCCGUUCGUUAACCACGCUAGUCCGAAAAAGACUUGAAGAGUUAUGACACAAAAUAUUGUUGUUCAUCCACCUCUUCAAGUUUGUGACGCUUGUACCUAUUCAGAUAUAACCCGAUAUUUUACUCGCAAACUUACGUUGGAACUCGAUGUCGACCCAUUUCAGCGCCAUAUUCGCGGUGUCGCUCGCAUCGUUUUGGAGUGUCUAAGGAUGGAUGCAGAUGCACCUAUAACUUUGGACAUUCGUGGUUUGAAGAUAGGAAACGUAGAAAACACUACCACCAGAAAGCAGUUAGAUUUUAUAGAAGUGAAAGGAGGCAAAUUUGGAGACAUUUUGAAGAUUUUCUUGGAUAUGCCAGUGGCGCAAGAACAUUUGAUUGAAAUUGCUGUUACUUAUGAAACUAGUUCGGAGGUGGAAAAGCAUCCAGCUGGUUCCUGUUGUGGCUGGUUGAGCCCUGAACAAACUGUCAGUGGCAAAUCGCCGUAUUUGUUCACUCAGUCGCAACCCAUUCACGCAAGAUCUUUAUUUCCUUGCCAGGAUUCGCCAAGUGUAAAGGCACCCUAUCUUGCUACGGUAUCUGUGCCUGCAGGUUUUAAAGCUAUCAUGAGUGGCAUACUUGUCAAUGAAAAGGAACAUUUUGAGACGGCAAAGGGAAAACUUCAAAAUAUUUAUCGCUUUGAACAAUCUAUUCCAGUACCUUCCUAUUUGGUCUCAUUAGCCGUUGGUGAUUUCGAAUCUCAAGAACUAUCGGAACGCUGUCGUAUUUGGUCGGAACCGGAAAUAAUUGAAAGUGCUUGUUUUGAGUUUGGAUCGACAGAACAAUUUCUUAAAACUGCAGAGUCGAUUGCAGGCUUUUAUUUGUGGUCGAGAUAUGAUUUAUUAUGUCUUCCUCCUUUUUUUCCAUACGGGGGCAUGGAAAAUCCAUGUUUAGCUUUUGUUACUUCCACUCUCCUUGUUGGGGAUCGUUCUCUUGUAUAUGUUAUUAUCAAUGAAAUUGCUCACUCUUGGAGUGGAAAUUUAGUAACUUGUGCAAGUUGGGAACAUCUUUGGUUGAAUGAUGGUAUUGCAACUUACCUUGCCAGGAAAAUUAUUGCCCGUGUUUUGCAUAGUCAGAAUCCCAGUCGUGCGAAAGUGGAUGCCUUUUUUGGUUUAGAAGCGAGUAUAGGUCGAGAUGCUUUACAAGAAGCUAUUCAUUUUUAUGGCGAAGAGCACAAUUAUACUCGUCUUGUUCCUAUUGUCCAUUCACAAUUUGAUCCAGAUGACUCUUUUAGUGUUAUUCCUGCCGAGAAAGGUUUCAAUAUGUUGUUAAAGUUGGAACGUGAAAUUGGUGGAGAAGAACGUUUGCUUCGUUUUCUUCGUUCUUAUUUUGAGCAUUUCAAGUUUCAGAGCAUCACGACGGAUGAAUUUGUUUCCUAUUUUUCUGAAUAUUUCGAUGCUCUAUUUCCUGAUGCCAACUUUGACUCCCAAAAUCGCAUUGAGCUCAGUAACUUUGAUUGGAAUACGUGGUUAUAUGGUACUGGUGAACCACCGGAGUAUGCAAGUUUCGAUUUGAGCUUAGUGAAUCAUGCACGUCAAUUGGCACAACAGUGUUUAGAUACCCAAUGUGAGAUGCUCACUUGGCACGAUGUUGAGGAAUGGGAAACAACCCAGAUGGUUGUAUUUUUAAAUCAUCUACUUGCGAGUGAUAAGCUUACUUACGAAGCUGUAAAGAAACUGGAUUUCCAAAUUCGGUUUUCGCAAGGUCGAUGGAGUCGAAAUGCGGAAGUUCGUUUUAUUUGGUUGAGAGUGUCGUUGCGAAACCAUUAUGAACCUUCUGUAGAGAAUGCCAUCGAUUUCAUCACUUCACAAGGAAGAAUGAAAUAUAUUCGUCCUAUUUACAAGGACCUUUAUUAUAUUUAUCCCCGAGGCGACUUGGCUUUAAAGACAUUUGAAGAGAAUCGUCAUCGUUAUCAUAGUAUUGCAGUAAAGUUGAUUGCAAGAGACUUGGAGUUGAUAGAGAAUUGAUUAUUUGGACUACGAUAUAGGGUGUCUUCUGUGUUUGUGUGUGUAUAGAAAAAAUGUUGUGAGAAAAAGAGAGACAAAA